ACGAGAGACGCUCUCGCCCCAUGGUGCGCUCCUUCGACACGCGCCACACACUUUUCUCUCUCUCUCUCUCUCUUCAUUUAUAUUUUUUUUCCCGCCCGCCGUCGCGCGCGAGCCGCUCGGCUGGAAAAAUCCAAAAGUUUUUUCGACCGCCACUCGGAGUGAGAGUUAUUCCACGCGUCGGAGCACAUCCCUCUUGGAAUAAAAACCACUCGGCUCCUUCUCAGCGCCUUUAUUUGCCCAUUCGUCUCUGUGCUGAAUCUCGCCGUUGAGUGAGCCCGAUCGUCGCGGACUUCGUUUUUACGCUUUCGAGUUGCCAGCGCGCGCGAUCGAUCGCGGAGCUGAAAAAAUGAAAUAAGACCCAUCGGCUCGAGAAAAACGGCAGGAAAAUCGAACUGAAGAGAGCGAAGAGCGAGAUGCAGGGGCUCGCGAAGCGCUCGAGUCGACGGAACCGGGGGGCAUAAGUAUCGACGGAAACGGGAAAAGAUUUGCUUCGGAAUAAUCGACGGAAAUAAUGGGGCGUUAUGAUAAUCGGGGCGGCCAAUUGCGGGGCACGGGACAGCUGGACAAGGAGCCGAGUCCCGAGGAGGCCGAAGGGGCAAGAAAAAUGUGAGUAAACCUGCGCGCGAUUCCAAAUCCCAGGAGCAAAGGAAAGAAACGAAAAGCGAAAGUCUUUUGCUCCCUCGUGUCGAAGUGCGCGUCGCACGCGCGAUUUAUCGGCCUCGGUAAACGCGUCGUUGGAGCAUCCAGCACCGAAAAUUGAUCGCCCCGUCGUCCGCGAGCCUGCUGCUGAUCCACCCGCACCGGAGUCACCACUCCGGAAUCGCUCUUUCGGCCACCAACAUGGGGAAUGGCAUGAACAAGGUUCUUCCGGGACUCUACGUGGGCAAUUAUCGAGACAGCAAAGAUCCCGUUCAACUGGAACGUUUCGAGAUAACUCACAUCCUUGCCAUCCACGAUGCGGCUCGGCAGCUCCACCCUGACAAGCACUACUUGUGCAUCUUGGCUGCUGACACCCCGGAUCAAAAUCUCUCGCAAUAUUUUUCGCUGUGCAACGAUUUCAUUCACGCAGCUCGAUUGCGAGGCGGCAACGUGUUGAUCCACUGUUUGGCAGGCAUGUCGAGGAGCGUGACAGUCGCAGUUGCUUAUAUCAUGAGCAUCACGAAUCUCUCGUGGAAAGAAGCACUCAAAGUAGUGAGAGUGGGUCGUGCCGUCGCAAAUCCUAACGUUGGUUUUCAGCGUCAACUCGAGGACUUUGAGUCGAGUCGUUUGCAAGAGGAAAGAAGGCGACUGAGAGAACGCUUUCCCAGCCUUGCUCUCACCGUCAAUGACGCCGAGGCCUGCAGAGCCAAUCUCAGCAAUUACGAGACUCUCGCUAACGCUCGUGAAGUUUGCGAAGGAAAAUGCGCCAUGGGAAGGCCCUGCCCGACCGGGCUCUGCCGGCAGCGCUCCAAGAGGACACUGAGGCGAAAAUCGUCGACGAGCAGUACCGGAAGUCUUGGAUCCGCUCGAACGCCACCGCAAACUCCGAGGCUUUUGCCAUCAGCUCCACCGUCACCAGCGCUGCCGAGGUCGGCGAGCGUCAUGUCAGCAACGGCGAGACCCCGCAGUGGACCUGCAGGAUUAUUAUCGUACACAGGAUCAGCUCCACCCUCUCGAGCCGUGUCCAGGGUGGAUUUAUCGUCGGCAGUGGCGUGCAGCAGCAGCAGUACAAAUCUCUUUUCGUCGGGUAGAACGAAUUCCAUAACAUCAGGUAGCAACUGGCGUUUAUCGUCGGCGAGUUCAGCGCCUGAUACGCCGAGCAAGACGCCGCCGGUGUCGCCGAUGCACAUGGCGCGGCGGAGCUCGGCUCGCCGAGUAGUGGAAUCGCCGUCCUCAACGCCGCCGGAUUCGCCCAAGUUUUUGACGAGGCGCGGUGGCCUGACGAGGCGAACGACUUGAUCGCCACCGGCGACUCCACCCGAGUCGCCAUCGGACUCGUUCUCCAGAGCAGGAUCGUCCAGCUGUCAGUCCUCUUACUGUCCUCGCGCGUCGUCGUACGCUCGAGUCGUCGGCGAAGGAUCGGCGCGACGUUCGGCGGCCUUUUCCUCGAUAACUCUUUUCGAGUCCAAGUCGUUGGAUUCGUCGAUCAACUACUUUCCUCGGGAGGCGAGGGACGCCUUCGUCGGCGGCAAACGAUUGCCUUUGAUCGAAGCAACGUCCACGUCCUAUCUGACCGGUCAUCGCGGCCAGUGCAGGCCGAACACGUCGCAGCAAUGGUACGCGUCGGAUCGCUUCAACAGCCCGGUCAGUCCUGCGACCAGGACUCCGCCCCUGAAUAUUAAUCAUCGAUAAAUUCGGCUCCCCUUCUCUGUGAUUUUUUUCCUCCUUUUCUCAUGCGUCCAUCCACGGUCUUGCGUUGCGUUCAAAGCGCUCGCCAAGUCGAGCGCUCGCGGUCUGACAAUUCUUUGUUCACAGUUAUUCGACAACCGUUUCUGCAGCAGGGACCGAUCCAGCGCGUCCGUGCAGCGUUCCCGGCUAAUUACGUGUCUUUAUCUUUCGCCACUGCAAUUGAGAGUUCACGGAGCAACAAAUAACGCGUUUCCGGCUUAUAAACUCGAGACAUAGGAAAUAAAUAUAUUGAACAAUGUGCGCUUUUAUGCGCGCGCCCCUUAACAACUUUGCUAGUACAAGUGAAUAUUUCGCGAUGAAAGAUGAAAAAAACACAUGAAUUUUCAAUGCGACGCUCGCGAUAUCGUUAAAUUUACAGAAAUUAGGGUAGCCCGAUAAUUUUUUGACGAUUCUACGUCGGGAUUUUAUCACAAAUGAAAGAAACAGCUGACGCGGGGUGCGGGUUUGUUGAAUAAAUUACUUGUCUCCUCUCACCUUCGAAAAACAUUUUGUAUAUUUUUAAACAAAAGGUUUUACUACUAUUUCCACAGUAUUGAUAUACCGCGAACGAAGAAAAUUAACGAGCGAUUGAAAAUACGCAGCGAACGUUGUCUCUUAUCGCCGAUUUCAAUGUCUGCUGCUGCCACGUAAAUGGUAUUCUUUGAGGACCCACUUCCGUGAGCUGUUUCUUUCCUCGUACAGUCGAGCCAUCCUCGACGCCCAAUGGAUAAAGUUAUUUUUUUGCAUUAUUAUACUCAAGUAGAUGAAUUAUUAACGAGAAUAAAACAUUGUUGAGAGGAAUUUUUUGAAGAUUGUAUGUCUGUUGGCAAGACACAAGUAUAUGAAGAGCGAAAGGACAGAACGGAAUGGGGUUGACGAUAUCACUGUAUAAGUACCUUAACGUACAUUGUUGUUGUUUAAAUGCACAUAAGCACAGGAGAGUUAUGUAUAUACAUAUAUUUAUAUACAGGCGAAGAUAUGUGCAGGCUGUUCGACGAGCGAUGCUUCAAAAUGUGAACUCGAGGGGAGGACCAGAAUUCGAGUGGUGAAGUUUCAUAACGUUUCUGCCAAGCUCCUCUUUUGGUGCGCAUAGCGUCCAAGGCAUUGGAGAUAGAGCAAAAGUUCGCAUAACCAAUGUUGUGGGCUAUGAAGAUGUCGAAAAAAAAGUUGCAGGUGGCACUUUUCUAUCUUCAGUAAUCAACUCGUGAGAGCGGACCGAAAAAAUAUCGCCGAAAGGAUCGCUUCUACGUUUCGGUGUACGAGAUUUAAUCUGCUCCCAGGGCCAAACUACCGGCGAUGGAAAUAUGCCGCCGGGGACUUUUUUUUAGAUAAUUUCAUGCCCUGCAAGAAUGGUUCUGCGAAGUUUUGCUCUAUCUCGAACCGUUUCGUCGGUACGCCCGAUGAAAGACUCGGAGCGCAGUCCCGCAGUCGAGUUGACACUUUCCACCUUCGUUCGCGUGACGCAACUUGCAUGCGACAUAAAUAUUUGAGAAUCUGCGUUGAACGCACCGGGGCUAGACCUUGGAUUUAUGAAGUUUGUGAUGAAAUGAUCUUGCACUCGUUAUUAAAAUGAAAAUAAUUAUUAAAAACAAUAAUAAUAACGAUACAUGAAGAAAUAAAAAUGAAAUGCAAAAUUUCUAAUUCGUUAGUCGAUCACGUCCUAAUGAAAUCAAUGACGACCGAACAUAAUAUAUAUAUGCUUAAAUAUAUAAAUAUAUAUUACAACGAUAUGGUCCAUCCGACGCUAAAGUAUUAUUUAUACGCAUUCGUGAUACACUGACAAUCUCAAUGGGAAAACAAGAUUAAAGCAAAAUGUCCACUCCAUCGCAUUGAAAGAAAAUUCAACUUUACGUUAUCCAUUUGCGAGUUCAAAAUACUCUCGUAGACUCGCGCGGCCAUAUUAGGACGUGAUCCCUGGAAAAAAAAUCUCACGAAUAACAUUAAUAUCACGAUGAUUAGAUAAAGCGUUUGCGAGAAUAAACUCAUACAUAAAUAUAUAUAUAUAUUGUAAAUGACAUAAUUACAGCGCUCGAAAUCUGUCAAUGCUCUAAUUUUGUACGAAAAAAAAAAAAAAAAAAAAAAAAAAAAAAAAAAACCAGAACAACAUUCUAUUUAUGAGAGUUGAACGUUUGAGGGGUGUGAAAUUUGUUGAGAAUUGUUGUUGAUGAAUCGACGAAAUGGAAGAAGUAAUAAUUUGUAAACCGUGCGAAGCAAACGCGAGUCAAUGUUUCACUCGACUCGAGAAAAUCGGUUGUAAAAAAUGGAGUUUUUCAUAUUUUGUUUUUUCUCUCCCUUAGAGCUAAUUGAAAAUGAAAAUUUCCUGAAUAAGAGACGCCAAAAGGAAGCGAGACACCGGAGCAGUGUUUCAGCCUUUUUUCACUGUUGAGAAUUUUGAUUUGUUUUUGUUUAUUGACAUUGACGUAGAACGCUAUGAGGUGUAUUGUGGGUAGCCACGUUUUUAUAUUCCUCGGGUGAAUAAUCCUGCGGUUAAAAAAUCUUUUACGAGUGAUAAGAUCGGAGCUUUAGAGUGAUUAUUGAAAAUUGUAAAAAGACGAGAGAGGAAAUAACGAGACCAUAGGCUAUUUCUAAACUAGAAAUACAACUUCGAGGAUGCUAGGAUCGCGAAUGUAAACUGACGUCGCGAAAUUGACGGGUGAACUUCGAACAUAGCGAAAGGAAACCGAGAAAUAAUAAUCUCGCUGCAAAAUAAGGAGUCAGCGAGAACGAGGAUAAAUGCAUUCAUAUAAAUGCGCCUAGAAUCACGAUGCGUGAAAAAUUUUUACAAAAAAAAACGCCAAACUUCGUAGCUCGAGCUCUGUCGCGCUAUCGAAAUUUUCCAUUCAAUAUUGUAUAUGAAAAAUCGAGACAAAUGCGCGCAAUCGUUUGUGUUGGACGACGCGAAUAAAUAACUUAAGGCGGAACAAGAAAUAACGAGGAAGGAACAAGAGAGCCUAAAAGCUGAGAAUUAGGCAACAUCUCGUGGCUGUGCACUGUGAUUUCAAAAAACAAUAUCUCUGUAUCGCAACUUAUCUCAAUGACGUAGGAAUUAGUAAAGUUGGUCGAAACGAAUUUCGUUUAAUUGUGUCCUCGUGUAGGCUAAAAUGCGAAAUUAUUUCGGCAAAAUUCAUUUCAAAUGAAAAUAAUUCUGAAAAGCUUUUUUUCUAUAAAAAUUUUUUGAAAAUAUUUUAUUGCAACAUCUCAACCAAAUACUCUUGAACGAAUAGAAUUAAUUAGACAUUUUUUGGGUUUCGUUACACGAACCGAGUUGAUUAUUUUUGUACAUGCAUAUGGAAAUUUGCGAAUGUUUCUAAAACGUUUCGAGGAACAGAAUUGAAUUACAUUUAACUCUGAAAUUAAUUGAAUUUGAAAACCAGAUCCAAAGAACAAUAAAUGGGUAUAAAAACUGCUCUGAUGACGUAACGAAUAAUUCGACAAAGAAACCAAGAAAAUUCGUUCAUUCAACGUUGCAAAUUCCUACGUGAUGUACCUCGAAAUUGAUUUUUCGUUAUUUCGUAACCCAACAGAGAAUGAAUGGAGCGAGAGUGAAUAAGCUGAAUGUCUCCUUUUCUCAUCUCAAUCUCAUCUUUUUGGUGUCAUGAAAAAACCAUGUUUAUUAUAAGUCGCGUGAUAUGAGGGGGAGACUAUCGACCAGCACGUUGAAAGGGGGUGACAAAUUCGAACCGAUGUCAAAUUUGCAUCGUUGGAAUGCAACGAGAUUACUCUUCGUGAUUUCAUCAAGCUAAUUCGAUCAUAAUGGGACAUUUGACAGAUCUUUAAAAACUCUCGUUUCGAUCCAACGGUACAGACUUUUACAAUAACAAUAAUGUAAUGAAACAUCGUCACAUUAUUACGUUUGCCCAAUGGACGAAGGCCACGAUACACCAAUUAUUAGUUACGUGUGUGCGAUUGGCGGUAUUUUUGAUACAUCUGAAUAGUAAUCUGUGAUGUGUGUGAGUGUGCGAAUCACCACUGCGAGUCAUAUCAUAAUUCAUCAUUUUUCAUUUAGAAUAGAAUUGCAAAGCGAGAUAAAACAAAAAACGAUAAGAAUCCUAAUCAUUUCUAUUAACAUAUCAAGAAUUCUAUUCUCGAUGUCCAAUUUUGAGCUCGGUAGGUGCUAAACUGAGAUAACUAAAGUAGAUAUUGAAUGAAUAAUAACAAAAAAAAGGCAAAACGAUCUUCAAGAUUCUCGUGCAAGUAUAAGAUAUGCGUGUAAUUUAUGUAGAUACACCGUGAAAGAAACGCACAAGCACAAAUACAGGCAGCAGUUUUCUUCUCAGAACGAUUCAUAGGAAAAUGUGAAAACAGCUUUGAGCACUAAUCAAAUUGAGGAAAACCUCGGCCGGACUUUUAAUUAAUCGGGUUUUUUUUUCAAUUAUUUUUACUUCACGUAAUUAACAGGGAACUAAAAAAAAAUCAAGAACUGCGCCCAUGAAGUGUAUUCCGGUUCGCUUAAUUUUUAGUCGUUAGAAAAAGAGAUUUUUUCAACAUUUUUGUACAUGAUAUUUACAAAAAUUAACAUUGUUUCUAUUACUCAAAUAUUUUUCAGAAUAAUCCCUUAUGCAGAAUAAUUUUAUUAAUUUAUUCGAUUUUUAUUUGAAUCUAAUGUUAAUUCGAAAAUGGAAUGCUUUCCAGUUUGAUCAAUUCUUGAAAUUUUAUCCAAGCAUUUGCGGACUAAUAAAGUUCUUGAAAAUCGAUUUACCGAUGGAUUCAAUUUUCAUUUGCAUCAGGUAUUUGACAGAAUAUUCAACGUUUUCGAGUUCGAUUGAAUCUCAACAUUGUUGUCGGAUGUUCAAUUGAAAAGUUGACACUCUAAAAUUUUAUUAACGAAUGCUCAUCGUUGUAAUUGUCCAUCAUCGAUAAGCUCUUAAUCAUGCUCACAGAAUGUGUGGAAAACACUGACUGGCAAAGAUAAAAAAAGUGGGACCGUUCGCUAAUUUUUUUCAAGUGAACGGCUUAUUCGUUCGAAAAUAUACUAUUGUGGCUACUUUUAAAUGAUUCAAUGUUUAAAUGAAGUUUCGUCAAAAUUGAGAGAAAUUUUGACAUUUUUAAAGUUUUACUCACGACUCUCAGGAACAGAGAAUUCAUUUUCCUUCAUUUUCAAAGUGGAUGUGUUUUUGUGAAGAUGUUGGGAAUUUUUUAAACGGAAUAUAAAGUUCAUUGGUCCCUUGAGUGUCAAUUUUUUAUGGAAACUCGAUUCGACCUCAAAAUUUCGUAUUAAAAAUGAAAAAGGUAUAAACAUUGAUUGUAAUACUAAAUAUCCUGUGAAAAGUGCUCAAUGCUGUAGUUACUUAAUAAAAUAAUAUCUAUACGGAAAUGCUAGACACUUAAGAAGCCUGCAUCGUUCCGUGCCGCCUCGCUAAUAAGCUCAAUCGCUCGCUGGCUCUCGAGUUGUUUAUUUUCGUCGAACGAAGAGCAAUAAAAAUGAUGCAAAUACCAAGUUGGUUGAACCAAAAAAAGUGGAGAUCGGUAUGUUAGCGCAAAAAUAAAAUCGUUGCCCGACUCUGGAACGGUUGGAUGAUGAAUAAAAGAUAUAAAAAAUUUGUUCCUCUAAA
This is a messenger RNA of Venturia canescens, 7919 nucleotides long. RefSeq names its product dual specificity protein phosphatase 15-like. The transcript is spliced from 8 exons. Gene Ontology annotation, biological process: signal transduction; protein dephosphorylation. NCBI's taxonomy places the organism in Eukaryota, Metazoa, Arthropoda, Insecta, Hymenoptera, Ichneumonidae. The record is from RefSeq and is a predicted model, not a curated record. Bases 841 to 1938 code for a protein of 365 amino acids. Gene Ontology annotation, cellular component: cytosol. Gene Ontology annotation, molecular function: protein tyrosine phosphatase activity; protein tyrosine/serine/threonine phosphatase activity.